Ceratosolen solmsi marchali is the source of this 444-nucleotide messenger RNA. It is a transcript of the gene Taf13, whose product is annotated as TATA-box binding protein associated factor 13. Gene Ontology annotation, biological process: transcription by RNA polymerase II. Gene Ontology annotation, cellular component: transcription factor TFIID complex. NCBI's taxonomy places the organism in Eukaryota, Metazoa, Arthropoda, Insecta, Hymenoptera, Agaonidae. The transcript is spliced from 4 exons. The coding region runs from base 1 to 372 and encodes 123 amino acids. Gene Ontology annotation, molecular function: protein heterodimerization activity. The record is from RefSeq and is a predicted model, not a curated record.
AUGGCACAAGAGGAAACUUUCGAACAGUUUGAAGAUGAGGAGAGUGAAAUUCCUAUCGGGGGCACUUUAACUAGUGGAAAAAAAAGACUUUUCUCAAAAGAACUUCGUUGUAUGAUGUACGGUUUUGGUGAUGAUCAAAAUCCAUAUACAGAAAGUGUUGAUUUACUUGAGGAUCUUGUAAUAGAAUAUAUCACAGAAAUGACUCAUCGUGCUAUGGAAAUAGGGAGAACUGGAAGAGUUCAGGUAGAGGAUAUUGUGUUUUUAGUAAGAAAAGAUCCUCGAAAAUAUGCUAGAGUAAAGGAUCUCCUAACUAUGAAUGAAGAAUUGAAGAAAGCAAGAAAAGCUUUUGAUGAAGUUAAAUAUGCAGAAUAAUUAUUUGCAAGACAUCAUGUUACAUAAUGCAUGUGAGCAUGGAACCUGAGCUUUAAGUAAAAGGCCAAAUCA